AUGAUGUGGAGUCUCGCCGCCGCAGCAUCAGAGCAAUACUCCCAGCGAGCUGAGGAAUUCUAUCAGACCGCUAGACGUCACGCCCAUGAAGAUGAGAUGCACGGUUCCUACGAGAUCAAACACGCUUUGUUCCCUCGUGCUUGGUUGAGCGUGAGCAAAGCCGUGCGAGUUGCUCAAAUGCUGCAACUUCAUCGGCUUGAUUCCUCCGGGGUGAACUUGGUGGCAACCCUGAUCCAACCUCCCAGGGACUGGACGGACGUGGAGGAACGUCGUCGUGUGUUUUGGUUGACAUUCUGUCUGGACAGAUUUGUCAGUAUGAGUACUGGCUGGCCUAUGAUACUUGGUGAGAGCGAGAUAUCAACAAGGUUGCCAUCCUCCGAGGACUCCUUCGAGACCGGCAAGUCCGCCAGCACUUGCACUCUGCAGGAGGCGCUUUAUCCGGAUAAAAUCGGAUCGCUAUCGGCACUGGGAACCGUUAUCGUGGUGUCGUUACUUGCCGGACGAAAUCUAGCCCACCUACAACAACACAUUACCGACGACGCACACAGUCAGAGCGAAUUCUGGGCCACCCAUCGAAGUCUGGACAGUCUACUCCUCAAUCUUGGUCUAUAUCUCCCCGAACGGCUUCGCAUCCCGCACUGCAUCGAGCAGCCCAACGCCGUCUUCUCUCAUAUGAUGAUCCACGCCCUGACGAUAUGUCUGCAUCAAGCAGCCGCGGACCGCACGCGCAGAAACCCACAGCAUGAUCAACAAGCCACGACCGAGAAUGAAACGAGGUGUUUAUCGUCUGCUCUGGCGAUUACGAAUAUCAUGAGACUUGCUAGUCAUACCGACCUGGCAGCUAUGCACGUUUUAACACCGUUCUGUAUAUUUGUAGCUGCCAGAGUGCUCCUCGAGCCUGCGCAGAGUAAUUCUCCAGAAUAUGAAUCCCAUCGGGACUUCCUGCGCCACGCUUUGCAGGCGAUACGGCCACGAAAUCUACUCACGGCUGUGUUUCUGAUCGGAUUCCAGCAGAAGGAACUGGCGCGCAGUGGGAUUCAUCUUUCUACUGAAGCAUUGUUGAACACGCCAGGGUAUGACAGGGAUCGACCGUCGACGAGAUUGCGUUUUGUUAAGGAUUUCCAUCCUAUCUAUGAAGUCCGCAAUGGUGCUACCGGGAGCUCUGCGUCUACCAAUCCUGGAUAUGGUAUCGACAGAGGUAGAGAUUCUGUUGGACCCGGUCUGACUGGUGAAAAUAUUUGUGGAGAGGGCCUGAUACCGACAGAUACGGCAGGGGAUUCUAACCCGGAUGCCGCGGCAUAUGUCAACCCGUUUGAGUUGAAUCUGCCUGGAUUGGGGUUCUUUCCAUUUAUGGCGUGUUCUUCUGCAAUGUUGCCUCUGGAGGACGGUACUUGUUCAGAGUUACUAGGGUCAGGCGAUAGUUGA
Molecule: messenger RNA, 1425 nt
Organism: Aspergillus tanneri
Lineage: Eukaryota; Fungi; Ascomycota; Eurotiomycetes; Eurotiales; Aspergillaceae
Product: fungal specific transcription factor domain-containing protein
Exons: 5
Coding region: 1-1425 (474 amino acids)
Biological process (GO): DNA-templated transcription
Cellular component (GO): nucleus
Molecular function (GO): DNA binding; zinc ion binding
Source: RefSeq, a predicted model, not a curated record